AUGCCGACUCAUGUCUAUUUAUACUCUGCAUUUGCAGUUCUCCUUCCUGUCUCCGUAAUACCUCCUUGUUUCACAAUCAUUGCUCCUUAUUCUCUGGGCCUUAACCUUAGAGCAAGUUCCCUUACUUCUACCUGGUUUGCCAAGGGGCAAGCAAAGUUGGCAUCUAGCUCUUGCCCUAAUGACCACAACCCUCCUUCUGUGUCGCUUUAUAUGAGAGCCUCAAAGGGGAUGAAAUUGCAUGAAAGGUCACAAGUGCUUUUGGGUAAUAACCACACAGAGGAGGCCAAAUCCAAAAUCCCUGCAGCCAAACAGGGGCAACUGAGAGUCAACAGCCACACAACUGAGAGUCGGGCAAUAAUGGCCGCAGUAAAUGCUAAGCAGGGUCAUAGCUCAUUCGGUGAGAGUGCUGUGUUGAUAACGCAGAGGUGGAUGUUAAGCAAGGUCAAACCCUCUUUCUCCGAUACCCCUCUUCUUAAAGAGUCUACCCUUAAAGAUUCUCUUCCUUAA
Molecule: messenger RNA, 507 nt
Organism: Racocetra persica
Lineage: Eukaryota; Fungi; Glomeromycota; Glomeromycetes; Diversisporales; Gigasporaceae
Source: the annotation of a GenBank genome assembly